This is a messenger RNA of Exophiala mesophila, 1299 nucleotides long. RefSeq lists its product as uncharacterized. The record is from RefSeq and is a predicted model, not a curated record. NCBI's taxonomy places the organism in Eukaryota, Fungi, Ascomycota, Eurotiomycetes, Chaetothyriales, Herpotrichiellaceae. The transcript has 5 exons. The coding region runs from base 1 to 1224 and encodes 407 amino acids.
AUGGCUGAAAUCAGUGCCUCCCAGACGGGAGCAGUCAACCAAAUCUCCGGAGUCGAACUGCAGGAGAUGCGAGACUCGAUCUCAAAUCCGGAGGGAAUGCUUCCCACCAACGUCCGCCACAAGUGGUUUUAUGGAAAGAACAGCAAGGGAAAGCCGAAGAGAAAACGCGGUCUUGUUGACACCAUAUUCACCAGUAACUUCAAGCGUGUUGAUUCUGUGACUGCCCGUCAAAAGCCACUACCAUUCCUGCAAGACACUCCUACAAACAACCGCAAGUCUCGCCACGACUCCAUGUUUAGCAACCAGGAUCUCAAUGCCGGUUGCCAUUCUGGUCAAGGUCCUUCAGACCAGUCUUCUGAAGGAUCCCAAGCCAUAUUCACCACGGCUCAAGAGGUCUCGCAUGACUCAUCCGGAGAUCGCUGGACUGGAUCUACCCUCGGCAAUGUGUCUGCAGUGCAAUUCGCCUUUGCCAACGCAGGAGUCGACAUUGUCUUUGGUGGAUCUCAACAAGAUGAUCUCAUGGAUCUUGACGAAGGCAUUGAGACCAACUCUGAGUACAAGCAGAGAUUCUCUUUGAACCCGGUCCCGUCUCCAAAGUCCGAGGAUGCUUCCAAUCGACUACGCAUUCUCAAGACUCGCAAGGGCUUCGCUACCAAACCCAAGCAUGCUUCGGAUUGCCAAUGUGAGGACCCUUCCAGCCAAUAUUGCGAUCUCAAACUCAAGACCCCAGUCUUCGACACAUGCAUUACUGGCAUGCAAGUGCAAAAGCGCCCUGCUGACCUUGAUGAUGAUGCAACAUCAGACCAUUACCAUGUUGAAGACGACUCUGACCAUGUGCAAGCAUCCAAGAAGCCUCGUCUGGAAGACCACCACAGCACACAAUCCACAUGCCCUUCAAUCAAUGACUGCGAGGUGACAAGCCCCGUGAUCGAAGAGCCAUGCACCAACACCACUACCAACAACGAUGAGCCGCUCGUGAGUCCAUCUCUACUCAGCGAUGGCACAAUCUGUGACUACCCCGGCCGAUUCGAGAGUCCCGAAUCAGAUGCACUGAAGCGAUUCAAGAUCUCAAGCCCAUCAGAAAACCCCUUUGUGAUGGGCGACGCCAUCCAUCCACACAGCACCAUCGUUCAUACGAACUUUAUCCCCGACCCGAGUUGGGAGGUGUUGGACUACGAUCAAGUCACAUUAGACUACGGACCGCGGCUUCGCAAGGCGUCAUAGGAUGAUGCCGUGCAUCUAGCGAUCGAGUCUGCCAACGGCGAGGUCGGUUCCGAGGCAGAGGAGAAUUUACGUCGU